Falco peregrinus (peregrine falcon) is the source of this 4181-nucleotide messenger RNA. RefSeq names its product semaphorin-3B. The record is from RefSeq and is a predicted model, not a curated record. NCBI's taxonomy places the organism in Eukaryota, Metazoa, Chordata, Aves, Falconiformes, Falconidae. Gene Ontology annotation, biological process: positive regulation of cell migration; neural crest cell migration; axon guidance. Gene Ontology annotation, molecular function: semaphorin receptor binding; chemorepellent activity. The transcript is spliced from 18 exons. Bases 1322 to 3610 code for a protein of 762 amino acids.
UGCCAGCAGAGCUACCGAUGCUCACUGGAGCCGGAACCGCCAGGGGAGAUUUGGCCCAGGCAGCGGUCCCCGGGCACGGAUCUGCUGGCAGCAGGGAAGGGAUCAAAGAGCGAAGGCGCCAGCACCUGCUCGCACCGCUGGCGGUGACACCCACGCGCUGGCGGGAAGCCAGGCCACCAGCACCUGGCUGUGCGGCCGUCCCUGGGGCUGGCAGCGAGCGUGGGCAUGAGGGCGGGACGCUGGUGGCGAUGCUCCUUCCAGCUGGGGACCGUCACCGUGCCAGAGCCCGGCAGCUUCAGUGCUUGCCAGGAUCACCCGCUGGGGCGGGAAGGGGUGGCCAGCGGGCGACGUGGCGCAUCCCUCCCGCGCCGUUUUUUCCGGGAUGGAAGCCCGGCCCUUCUGACGCCUGAUGGUUUCUCCAGGCGGAGCUGCUGCCUGCGAGGUCCCUGCAGGGCUCCGGGGCUGGGGUGACAGUGACGUCACCUGGCCACCUCACCAUGCCAAACCGAGAGCAGCACCAGCUGAAAAGGUCCCAGUUGGGUGGAGGGAAACUGAGGCAGGGUGCUGGCACAGCACAGGAAGGUGCCCACUGUGCAGGGUUAGGCAUGGCAUCCCUGUCCCCUGGCAGGCUGGGACAGUGGGGACAGGGAUGCCGUGCCCGAUCCUGUGGGGGCCACCCAGCCCAAAGUCCUGCUGCAGUGCCUGGGCAAAGUCUUACAGCAGAGUAACCCCUGCCAUACCGGUGCCAGCGGCUCCGCAGCCCUCCAACCCCCUCCCCUCACUAUCCCUGUCCCCCUUGCCACCCAUGAUGCUGGGCUGGCACUCAGCACCGUGGCACAGCCAGGAGGGGAACAAGCGCUGGCCACCAGCCUGCCAGCACGCCGGUGUGCCCAGGCUGGCAGCAGGAGGGUUACCGGCAGUGAGACAGAAGGGCAUUGUCCAGGCACCCUGCCUGGCACGGCUGCUCCUGCCUGCUGCUGGCCUGCCUGUGCCUGCCUGCCACGCUCCCACUGCCUGUUGAACCCACCUGCACUUGCACCUGCCCAGCCUGCACCCACUGCCGGGCUGCCGGCACCUGCUGCCACCCUGCGACUGCUGCCAGCCUGCCUGCACCCACUGCUGGCCUGCCUGCACCUGCUGCCCACCUGCCUGUGCUCACUGCCGGCCCACCUGCACCGGCUGCCUGCCUGCACCCCCUGCCUCCCCACUUACCCUGCACCUGCCUGCAUCCCCUGCCUGCCUGCACCCCCUGCCUCAUGCUGGACCUGCCUUCCUGGACUCCUGCACCCGCAGCUGUGGGGCCGCCAGCCAGACCCCAGCCAUGAGCCGCACGCUGCUCCUGCUCCUGCUCCUGCUGCGCAGCACCGCCGCCGCCGCCGGUCACCCCCCGCCUGCUGCCACCCCCCGCCUCAAGCUGGCCUUCCCCGCAGAGCUGCAGGCUCGCCACGGGCUGCGCCUCUUCGCGCUGGAGCGCUCAUGCUGCUAUGAGGCCCUGCUGCUGGACGAGGAGCGUGGCCGCCUCUUCGCUGGUGCCCAGAACCACCUCCUCUCCUUGGCCCUGGAUGACAUCAGCCAGAGGGACAGGAAGAUCUACUGGCCGGCGCCAGUGGAGUGGAGGGAAGAGUGCAACUGGGCAGGCAAGGACAUCACUGCUGAGUGCAUGAACUUUGUGAAGAUCCUGCACCCCUACAACCGGACCCACCUGUAUGCCUGUGGCACCGGUGCCUUCCAUCCUGUUUGUGCCUUUGUGGAGGCUGGCCAGCACGCAGAGGAGCCCGUCUUCAAGCUGGACCCCCGGCGCACUGAGGAUGGCAAGGGGAAGAGCCCGUAUGACCCCCGGCAUACAGCUGCCUCCGUCCUCGUGGGCGAGGAGCUCUACUCUGGGGUGGCCACCGAUCUGAUGGGCCGUGACUUUACCAUCUUCCGCAGCCUGGGCCGGCGUCCCUCCAUCCGCACUGAGCAGCAUGACUCCCGCUGGCUCAACGAGCCCAAGUUCGUGGCCGUUUUUUGGGUGCCGGAGAGCGAGGACCCUGACGAUGACAAGAUCUACUUCUUCUUCCGUGAGACUGCGGUGGAGCGGCAGCAGGGGCUGGGCAAGACCAGCUUUGCCCGCAUUGGCCAGAUCUGCCGGAAUGAUAUGGGUGGGCAGCGCAGCCUGGUGAACAAGUGGACAACCUUCCUGAAGGCUCGGCUUGUCUGUGCUGUACCAGGACCUGACGGGGCAGACACCCACUUUGAUGAGCUCCGGGAUGUUUUCCUGCUGCAGACAAGGGACAAGCGCAACCCCCUGGUCUACGCCGUCUUCUCCACCUCCAGCUCUGUUUUCCAGGGCUCUGCUGUCUGUGUUUACACCAUGGCUGACAUCCGCCGGGCUUUCCUGGGCCCCUUUGCUCACAAAGAAGGUCCCAACUACCAGUGGGUGUCGUACCAGGGGCGCGUGCCAUACCCCCGCCCGGGCAUGUGCCCCAGCAAAACCUUUGGCACCUUCGGCUCCACCAAGGACUUCCCAGACGAAGUGAUCCAGUUCGCCCGGCACCACCCACUGAUGUACAACCCAGUGCUGCCACAUGGCCAGCGUCCCCUCUUCCUGCAAGCCGCCAUGCCCUACACCUUCACCCGCAUCGCCGUGGACCGUGUCACCGCUGCUGAUGGGCACUACGAUGUCCUCUUCAUCGGCACAGAUGUGGGCACAGUGCUGAAGGUGGUCUCGGUGCCCAAGGAGAGCUGGCACCACAUGGAGCCACUGCUGCUGGAGGAGCUGCAAGUCUUCCAGGAUGCCUCCCCCAUCACCAGCUUGCAGCUCUCCUCCAAGCGGCAACAGCUCUAUGUUGGCUCAACUACGGCGCUGGCCCAGCUGCCCCUGCACCGCUGUGGCGCCUAUGGCAAAGCCUGCGCCGAGUGCUGCCUGGCCCGGGACCCGUACUGUGCCUGGGAUGGCACUGCCUGCACCCGCUACGUGCCCAACACCAAGAGGCGUUUCCGCCGGCAGGAUGUCCGCAACGGUGACCCCAAUGUGCUCUGCUCCGAAGACCCCCGCCGGGGCAGCGUACCCCAGAAGCAGCUCUAUGGGGUGGAGGGCAGCACCGCCUUCCUGGAGUGCAUCCCCAAAUCCCUGCAAGCCCGUGUCUUCUGGAUGUACCAGCGCACCCCAGAUGACCCCCAGCGAGAGGUGCAGAUGGAUGAGCGGGUGGUGCGGACAGAGCGGGGUGUCCUGCUGCGCAGUGUGCAGCGUGCUGACGCCGGCCUCUACCUCUGCCACGCCACCGAGCAUGGCUUCACCCAGCCCCUGCUGCGGCUCUCCCUGGAGGUGAUCAGCGCCAGGCAGGCAGCAGGCAUGGCGCCUGACGGAGACCUCCAGCUCAUCGCUGGCCCCGCUGGACGCAAGGUCUGGUACAGGGACUUCCUCCAGCUGGUGGAGCGCCCGCCGCUGGGGGCUGCGGACAGAGUCUGCCAGCGGCUCUGGAGCCGGAGAAGACCCCCCCCGCCCCCCCGCGCCCAAGCUGGACCCCCCAGCCGUGGGCAGAGUGAGGAGCUGCGCAAAGCCCGACACCGGCGCACCCAUGAGGGGCCGCGGGCCGAGCGGGGCCCCCGCAGCGCAUCCCCCUGGUGACCCCGGGGCCAGCCCCGGGCACCGGGCUCUGCCUAGGAGCGGGGCCGCGGGCAGGGGCAAAGCCCCCCACUGGCCUCGGCCGCCCCACCGGCAGCACCGGAGCUGGGCGUGGCAGCGGCUGGGGGCUGCAGCUCCAGGGCCAGGAGGGCAGCCGGGCUGAUCACCAACCCUGAGGGGCUGCUGGCCACCCUUGUCACCAGCUCCAGCACUGGUGGGGACACCCAGCCGGCUGCUGGCACCGCAGAGCCACCAAAAUAUUUAUUAACGGCUGUUACGGAUGAAUGUAAACCUGCCCCGGUGGGAGGGCAGCAGGGCCAGGCUGUGCUCCCCUGGGCAUGGUGCCGAGGGGGUUGGGGCAGCAGGGCCACCCUCGGGUCCCAGAGAGCUGCAGGCAGGAACGGGACUCUGGAGGGGCAGGACAGGCGCUGGCGGGACGCUGGAGGCCCGGCAGGAGGAGGGGUGCCCAGAGCAGAGAUGUGGGGGGGCACAGAGGUAGUGCCCAGUGCCCCUGGUGCAGAGCAGCAGCGCGAGGGGGCUUGUACUAAUUGAGCACAAUAAAGCAGAGGAUUCA